Messenger RNA from Telopea speciosissima, 1390 nucleotides. Its product is annotated as E3 ubiquitin-protein ligase PUB23-like. Gene Ontology annotation, biological process: protein ubiquitination. The record is from RefSeq and is a predicted model, not a curated record. The transcript has a single exon. Bases 1 to 1296 code for a protein of 431 amino acids. NCBI's taxonomy places the organism in Eukaryota, Viridiplantae, Streptophyta, Magnoliopsida, Proteales, Proteaceae. Gene Ontology annotation, molecular function: ubiquitin protein ligase activity.
AUGGAAAAAGAGAAGAAACUUGCAGAUCUUUCAAUGGAGAUUCCUCUAUAUUUCAGGUGUCCCAUUUCAAUGGAAGUCAUGAAAGACCCAGUUACAAUUUCCACUGGUGUGACAUAUGAAAGGAAGAACAUUGAGAAAUGGUUCUUCACUUACAAGAAGAAUACUUGCCCUGCAACAAAUCAGAUCAUUGACAACUUUGAUCUCAUCACACCUAACCAUACCCUCAAGCGUCUUAUUCUUUCAUGGCAAGAAGAAAAAGCCCAUCAGCUUCAAUCUAGUAAUUCUUCAUCAUCACAGCAGUUGCAGGGACCCAUUAUAAUUUCAUGCAGGCAUGAUGAAUUGCUUUCUCUGUUCUCCACAAUCCAGUCAACACCAUUCAAGGUAAGUUUACUAAAGAAGCUCAGAUCAAUUAUAGAAUUGGGUAAUGAAACCCAAACUGAUUUUGUUCAAUCAGGAGGUGUUGAAUUACUCAGUCACAUAAUUAUUCAAACACUUUAUGAGCAUAGAUCUGAUAAUUUCAUCACAUUUCGAGCUUGUGAAGAAGCUUUGUCUAUCUUAGACCAAUUAGUCUUUUCCGAAGAAACGAUAUGGCUUCAGAUCAUGAUUCCAAAACCUGAAUGCAUCAAAGCCAUGGCAAUGAUGCUUCAACGAGGAAGUGCAGAAGGAAGGCUUCACACAGUUACCAUUUUCAGGAAAAUGGCUAAAGUAGUUGAGUAUAAUUUCAGUUGGGUUGUUCAAGAUCAGAGUAUUGAUCUAUUAAAAUCUCUGUUAGAGUUGUUAUCAGAUGAGAUCAUCAAUAGCAAGGCCUUUACAUAUGCUCUAGAUGUUCUGGUUCACAUCAUUGGAACCUCGAAAAAGAAUCGAUUAAAGGCGAUUGAAGCCGGCGCAAUCUGUGUUCUAAUUGAGCUUCUUCCAGAUUCAAAUAGAUCCAAAUGUGAGAAGAUAUUGUUGUUGCUCAAAUUGCUUUGCGAAUGUGCAGAGGGAAGAUUGGCUUUAGUUGAACAUGGGUUAGGAAUUGCAUCCGUUUCUAAGAAGAUAUUACGUGUUUCAGAUGCUGCAACUAAGCUUGGGAUGAAGAUUUUCUGGUUAAUUUGCAGUUCACAUCCAUCAAUGAAGGUUUUAGAGGAGAUGUUGGUUUUAGGAUCUGUGAAGAAGUUCUUGGCUUUGGUACACUAUGUUAAUAUUGGGCAAUCAUCAAUUAAGAAUAAAGCAGUAAAAAUUCUGAAGUUACAUGGAAAUACAUGGCAGCAUUAUCCUUGUUUCCCUUGUGAAUUGAAGGAUUGUUUAAAGUCAUGAUAUUAAUUCAUCAUCAUCUCUAGUGAUGAAUUUCUAAAAAAUUUUGUACUGAUCAAGAGUGGUUGUGAUUAGUUAACUUGUGUCUUUGUUUUGU